Molecule: messenger RNA, 318 nt
Organism: Anopheles aquasalis
Lineage: Eukaryota; Metazoa; Arthropoda; Insecta; Diptera; Culicidae
Source: RefSeq, a predicted model, not a curated record
AUGAUCUAUUUCGUAUUCAUUAUUUGUGGGCUCGUGAUUCUAGCACAAAGCGUCGAAAUCGUAUUCGAAAGCUUCGAACAGAUUUCAGGAUACGAAUUGUUUGAAACAACGCUAAGAGUGCGAAAGUACAAUCGCACCACAAAUGUCAUGAACGGAACGACCGAUUUAAAGUACGAGGUCAACGAUACGUUGGUGACUUCCACGGAUCUGUGGUACAGCAGCCUCGGAAAUCAACAGUUCAAUCACUACCCCAUGAAACUACCAACUGCCGGAGCCUGUUCUUUCAUCAAAUCGCUUCGCAAAAUGUACGAAAAGUAA